Messenger RNA from Oncorhynchus nerka (sockeye salmon), 4634 nucleotides. RefSeq names its product nicotinamide phosphoribosyltransferase-like. The record is from RefSeq and is a predicted model, not a curated record. The transcript is spliced from 11 exons. Gene Ontology annotation, biological process: NAD+ biosynthetic process. NCBI's taxonomy places the organism in Eukaryota, Metazoa, Chordata, Actinopteri, Salmoniformes, Salmonidae. Gene Ontology annotation, molecular function: nicotinamide phosphoribosyltransferase activity. The coding region runs from base 132 to 1607 and encodes 491 amino acids.
CGCUUGUGUGACGCGAGUCCCGCCUCCCCCGGUCUCUUCAGCGUCCCUUCCCCAGCGACAGAGCUAGGUUGUGAGUCCCCAACACGGAGCAAGAAUACUGACACCCGCGACUGACUGAAACCAAGGGGAAGAUGGAGCACAGAGACCCUCAUUUCAACAUAUUGUUAGCUACUGAUUCUUACAAGGUGACACACUACAAGCAGUACCCUCCCAACACCAGUAAAGUGUACUCCUACUUCGAGUGCCGCGAGAAGAGGCCUGACCCGACCAAGAACAGAAAAGUCAAGUAUGAGACGACGGUCUUCUAUGGCCUGCAGUACAUCACCAACAAAUACUUAAAAGGGAAGGUGGUGACUCCAGAGAAGAUCCAGGAAGCGAAGGAGGUCUACAGGGAACACUUCCAGGAUGAUGUCUUCAACGAGAAGGGCUGGAACUACAUACUGGAGAAGUAUGACGGCCACCUACCCAUAGAGAUCAAGGCGGUGCCGGAGGGAAGUGUGAUCCCACGGGGUAACGUCCUCUUCACCGUGGAGAGCACCGACCCAGAAUGCUACUGGCUCACCAACUGGGUGGAGACCAUCCUUGUUCAGGUCUGGUACCCCAUCACCGUGGCGACCAACUCCAGGGAGCAGAAGAAGAUUCUGGCCAAGUACCUGCUGGAGACCUCUGGCAACCUGGACAAGCUGGAGUACAAGCUGCACGACUUCGGCUACAGGGGAGUCUCCUCACAAGAGACGGCAGGUAUCGGAGCCUCGGCCCACCUGGUGAACUUUAAGGGCACAGACACGGUGGCUGGCAUCGGCGUGAUUAAGAAGUACUACGGCACCAAAGACCCCGUGCCUGGCUUCUCUGUGCCCGCCGCGGAGCACAGCACCAUCACGGCGUGGGGGAAGGACCACGAGCGAGAUGCCUUUGAGCACAUCGUGAGGCAGUUCCCCAACGUGCCCGUGUCGAUCGUCAGUGACAGCUAUGACAUCUACAACGCCUGUGAAAAGAUCUGGGGCGAAGACCUGAGGAGUCUCAUUGAGUCCCGCAGCGCUGACGCCCCACUGGUGGUCCGCCCCGACUCAGGGAACCCCCUGGAUACCGUGCUGAAGGUGCUGGAGAUCCUGGGGAAGAAGUUUAUCCCUACGGAGAACUCCAAAGGCUACAAAGUUCUGCCGCCCUAUAUCAGAGUUAUACAGGGGGACGGAGUGGACAUCAACACCCUGCAAGAGAUCGUGGAGGGGAUGAAGCAGCAUCGGUGGAGCAUUGAGAACAUUGCCUUUGGCUCUGGAGGGGCUCUGCUGCAGAAACUGACCAGGGAUCUGCUCAACUGCUCCUUCAAAUGCAGCUACGUGGUCACCAAUGGCCUGGGAGUGAAUGUGUUCAAGGACCCGGUGGCGGACCCUAACAAAAGGUCAAAGAAAGGUCGUCUGUCUCUGCACCGGACAGCGAGCGGGGACUUUGUCACUCUGGAGGAGGGCAAGGGAGACCUGGAGGAGUACGGCGUGGACCUGUUACACACAGUGUUUCAGAAUGGGAAAAUUGUCAAGACGUACACAUUCGAUGACGUCAGAGACAAUGCCAAGAUAACGGACAGUGACCUCAAGGAGCUCCUCCACUGAGGGGCCGCUGACGCCUGAACCUCUGACCUCCAUCACCCCACCGGAGGCGGCAUAUUGCCAAUGACCCCUUCCCUCAACCUCCACCCACCCUCCCAGAAGCACUGUCCUCCACUGGAGAGGAGAGUAGACCCCCCCCACACACACACACACACACACAAACACGUCCAAACCCACACCUGAGUGAAGGCCAAGGGAUAGAGAAGGUAGUGAGUGAAUGAGGAAAGGGAGAGAGGAGUGAGUGAAUGAGGAAAGGGAGAAAGUAGUGAGUGAAUGAGGAAAGGGAGAGAGGAGUGAGUGAAACCAGUAAGUGAUAAAGGAAGUUGAGUGAGAUAAAUGAGAGCGAAAGAGAUGUAAACAAACACACUGACUGUACCCUGUGUUGUGUGUACAGAGCUAUUUAAAGUAAUUAAUCAUCUAUUUAGCAUUGUCUUUUAGUGGUGGGUGGAAUGAUAUCGUGGGAUAGAAAUCAUUUCAACUGCGGUUACGUUAGUGUUUAUCUGACCAAGUGUCGCUAUAAACUGAUCACAGGAAAGGAGAUACUGUUUCUACUGUGUUCAGGAAAGUUCCAGAACGUUGUGUGGUUCUAGAACUGAGAGGUAUAUGUUUAAUGUUCCUGAGUGUGGAUGUUUGUGUGUGCGUGCUGACAGUUUCUUCUUCGUAAAGGAACGUUGUAUUCCUUUAUGCAAAUGAAUUUGCUGAUCAGGGGAACACAUACUCUACCUUUUUUAAGUUGUUGGCCUUUUUUAAACACAUUUGUCCCCGGUUCUUUAGAAGACACUGCCCACACGUGGGCAAGUCGCCAUCUAGAAGCCAACUAAUCAUGUUGCUAAAACACUGUCUGCAGAACUGCAGGACACAGUCUGUAUGUCUGAAAUGGCACCCUAUUCCCUUUAUAGUGCACUUUUUUUGACCAGUAAAAACUAGUACACCGUAUAGGGAAUAGGGCGCCAUUUUGGACUCGCAGAGUCCAAUCUCUCUCUUUGUGGCUCCUUUUUUUUUAUUUGUGUAAAAGUACAAAUAUUUGUUACACAUACAUUUUUCUUUGCUUUAAAGAACAAGAAGGCAUUUGUCUCCGAUGUUGAAUUAUGGGGAACAUUUCCGUAGAGCUUGAUUUGACUAUUUUGAUACCGUCUUGGUUGGUUCUUACCUCAGAAAUCAUCAUUUGUUAUGACAGAAGGUAAAUAUUGGCAGAAUAUUUUCAGUAAAUCUUCAUAUUUACAAGGGAUGUGGCCAAACUGUCUUCUCACGUGUAUAUAACGACUGAAUUAUACUGCGAGAGGACAGAGGAGGGAGAAAUAGUGUUAUUAUUAUUUUGGUCUAAUUCCCAUUUUCUACCAGAAUCUUCCACACUGCUUGUUUGUUGUAUGACGUGUUAUGUCAGGUUUUAGCAAAUGUUUGUUUGUGUGUAUAGAAUAGUGUUACAUUUCAGGUAACUUUUCCAGAAACCCAGAUUGAAAGAUUCCGGGAAUCAAGGAAGGAAUACGCAGGGAAUCCAGAAUCCUCUAAACAGGAUUUCGUGAUACUGGAAUUUUUCAAUCCUGGUGUAGUCUUGUGUGAAUGCUGUAGUGAAAAUAAUACUUGUGAAUUCUAUUUUUGUUUUGUUAUAUGUUGGUUGUCCCAUAUUAUCUGAUAUUUUAAACUAACAUUACUGUUGCAAUGUCUACAUAUUAAAAGCACCAUCCUGUCGAUUUGAAAUGUUUGAUGGAAUAUAUAUAUAUUUUGGUGUAUUUUACCCCCUUUUUCUCCCCAAUUUUGUGAUAUUCAAUUACGAUCUUGUCUGAUCACUGCAACUCCCCAACGGGCUUGGGAGAGGCGAAGGUCGACUCAUGCGUCCUCUGGAACAUGACCUGCCAAACCGCGCUUCUUAACACCCGCCCGCUGAACCCCGGAAGCCAGCUGCACCAAUGUGUCGGAGUAAACAACGCUUAACUGACAACCAAAGUCAGCCUACUGGCGCCCGGCCCGCUACAAGGAGUAGCUAGAGCACGAUGAGCCAAGUAAAGCGCCCCUGGCUAAACCCUCCCCUAACCUGGGCAAAUUGUGCGACUCCCGGUUACGGACGGUUCUGACAGCCUGGGAUUGAACCCGGGUCUGUAGUGAACCCUCAAGCACUGCGCUGCAGUGCCUUAGACCGCAGCUCCACUCAGGAGGCCCUUGAUUUAAUAUUUUGUUAUACAAGGGAAUCUCUUCUCUAGCUGCUGUCAAAUCAGUAUAAUAUGGUUUCCUUAAUGCAUUAGCAUUUAAUUAAAUAAUAUUGAUAUCACAUGUUGGAAAAUUAAAUAGUUACAACUUGUGUGAAUCUUUGGAUAAAAAACUAUUUGUGUUCUAUUCUGUUUAUUGGCCGGGCCCCUCCAAUGGGCCCCUCAUGAUUGAGUUCCAUAGAGGUCAUAUAUUCAUUCAUAUGUUUGUCAUUGGUAAAGGCAGAUGGUCAUCUGCACCAGUAUUUUCCUCAGAGUUGUACUGUACAAUUCAGUGGAGGCCAGAAGGGGAGGACCAUCCUCCUCUGAAUUUCAUAGAGCAUUUUUAUUGUAAAACAUUUAAAAAGUUAUCCUUUUUAGAUAAAACUAUACUAAAUAUAAUCAUGUCACCAAAUAACUGAUUAAAACACUUUUGCAAAGGUCUACAGUAGCCUCAACAGCACUCUGUAGGGUUGCACUGUUGUGUUGCUGGAGGACAGCUGGCUUCCAUCCUCCUGUGAUGGACAUUUUUAUCUUGUGAAAAGACAGCCUUGAAAAUGUUUGUCUUGUCUUGGUGUCAUAAAUAAUCCUUGGUUCCUGCCUGUGUUUGGUAAAGAUAUGGGGUGGGGGGGGACACAACCUCCUCCUUAGGACGAUCUGGCAGAACGCCCAGAGUAUGUUCUUUAAGUUAAAGAUAGGAGACAGUGCUAGACACAUGCCGGAACCAACCCUAUGAACUAUGCAUAUUUAACAUGUCUGUAACCAGUAUAUAAGGGAUAACGGGACUGCAUUGAGUUGUUUGGAACCUCUCCAGCGCGCUGAUAAUAAAGAAUGAUUCAUUGAAGAUUGA